AAAGCACUUGAGCCAAAAUUACUUCACCUUCAGUUCACCCACGUGAUAAGUUGGAAUAAAAAAAAGAAAGAAAAAUUGACGGCGGGAAAAAGGAGAAAGUUGUUGUACCUGCAACGAGUCGCCCACAUUAAUGAAAAAACAAUUCCGAUCCGGCGGUACGGAGACCCACUCGCCGUCCCUCCCCACGAUUUGGAGCCCGCCGGCGUCGUUGGACCUCAGAACCGAUAUUAUCUGCGGGUCGGUGUGCGCCCCGAACCCAAUCGGGUCGGACUCUCCAGCACCGUUGCACGGCGGAUACCGGUUCAGCCGGAAAACCGAGUCGCUCUCCUCGUCCUUGAGCAGCUUGCUGAAAGCCUCCCUCGGCUGGACUUUCAACCCGUCGGCCAACACCUCCAGAAUCUCGCACGCCAUCUUCUUCACCGCCGACAGAUAAUCGUCCACCGCACGCCGGAAUCCGUCGGCGGCGGCUCCGCCGAAAACGGAGGCGAACUUCCGGUAGUCGGAAUCGGCGUCGGCGGUCAUGAGGAGGUACUCGACCCGGCCGACGUCGCCGUUGCAGCCGAUGCUCCUGUUCCCGUAGCCGAACGGGCCGGGCCGGGGCGGGCCCACCUUGUCCUUGGCCGAGCGGGGGAGAAGAAGCGGACGGCCUCCGACUCGAGCCGCUCGAUAAGCUCCGGCGGGACGCCGUGGUUGACGACCUUGAAGAAGCCGAGAUCCUCGCAGGCCUCGACGAGCCGCAACAUGGAGCUGUCGGGCUCUGAUAGGUCGAUUGUCGGGAACUGUUCCAUUGGAUUGCGAAUGGGAGAGUGUGAGCUGGAGGAGCUUGUAGAAGGUAGCCCAGGUAUAUAUAAAGAUAUGGGGUCUCAACAAGAGGUGUUUGCCUAUUUAUGGGGUGGUAUUGGGAAAGGAAGGGAGACGUGGGGUGCUAUUUGCAAUUUUUAUAUUUUAUAUUUCGCGGUAAGCAUCAACGGUGGACCUCGAGAUGUCCAAUGUGAACGAAACGAUGGAUCGGGA
This is a messenger RNA of Striga asiatica, 1014 nucleotides long. NCBI's taxonomy places the organism in Eukaryota, Viridiplantae, Streptophyta, Magnoliopsida, Lamiales, Orobanchaceae. The record is from the annotation of a GenBank genome assembly.